UUAGGUCAAAAACUCCCGGCAUGCAGCGUCAAAAGGGCCUAGGUCGUAAUGCGAGAGAUUGAGGAUAAAGACGUUUUGAUAGACGGUUGCAUUCUUGGGACAGAGCCGACAGCUGUCUCUAUAGCAAAAAUAUACCAGCUUUGUACCAAGGUGAAUAUGGAGGGAGACAUUAUGUGUGCAGUGAGCGACAUUUGAACUCAUAAUCCUUGGUGUAGGUAUCGUCUGCUCACCGCUCCGUCACCAGCCAACCGACUGUUUGGGAGACAACAUUUGGUGUGACCAUGAAUCUGUAUCUGGACGCGAUCGCAGAUAAUAAACAACAGUACUAGUUAAUCAUCUGUGAAGACUAAAUUUGUUCCGUCUUUAAAAGAAAGGUUGUGGGAUGAUCCAGAAUGGCCUAUUAUGAAAAAAUAAAAGUGGGACUACCUUACACAAUUUUUGAGUUGGAUGACCGAAAGAUAUGCAGCAAACCAGCCUGCUGUUUAGAGCAGUGGUGUCUGAACACAAAGGCGUGCACAAAGGCGUGCAGGCUAGACAAUGAGGAGUGGGAGGGUAAGGCAAUGAGGGAGAGGAGGUGGGCACACCCUCACAAAAGCUGACCAUGAGAUGAAGUGAGAUCUCUAACACCUCUGUGACAACUGUAAGGAAUAAACUUGUUACAAAAGAAGAAGAGGGUGGCAUGCACAUCAUUAACAAAAAUGCUGGUAAUAAUGUGCUAGCUAAUCUUCAAGAUUUUCGGACAAAGGGAAUUUUGUAUGAUGUUGUUUUGAAGAUAGAAGAUCAAAUGAUCUUUGCCCAUCGAAGCAUCCUUGCCAUAAGCAGUGAAUACUUUAGGGCUAUGUUUGUGGACCACUUUAAGGAGCACCAUACUUUGGAGGUGACGCUUGAAUCAGUUUCAGCAGAAAGUGCAGCAAGUCUGGUGGAUUAUAUGUAUACUGGGCAGUUGAAUGUGACUAAGGAAGGUGUACAAUACCUGAUAGUUGUAGCAGACCAGUGGCAAAUGACAGAUGUGAAGGAUCUGUGUGCUAAGUUUAUGGAACAGCAGCUUGAACCUGCCAACUGUUUAGGUGUCUGGGAAUUUGCAGAGAGGUAUCAUUGUGACAUGUUACAAAUACAGAGUGAACAGCUUCUGAAACAACGAUUUCCAGCAAUUGUGUUGACUCCAGAGUUUUCUUACUUUAUCUUUUGAACGGCUAUUAAAGAUUCUGAAAUUCAGGGACAUCACACUCGGCUACAAAGGUGAAGACGUUGUUUUGGAAGCAGUUAUGCGAUGGGUGAACCACAGCUAUGAUAGUCGAAUUGAUAACCUGACAAAGACUGCUACGUCGGGU
Pomacea canaliculata is the source of this 1331-nucleotide messenger RNA. Its product is annotated as kelch-like protein 3. The transcript has 8 exons. Gene Ontology annotation, molecular function: protein binding. The record is from RefSeq and is a predicted model, not a curated record. NCBI's taxonomy places the organism in Eukaryota, Metazoa, Mollusca, Gastropoda, Architaenioglossa, Ampullariidae. Bases 680 to 1189 code for a protein of 169 amino acids.